CGCUGGAUUUCUCCCUUCCUCUGCGAAUUCAACACAUUAUGAGUACCAGGAAAGUCCAUGAUGAACUUGUCCUUUCGAGAGACCCGGGACUAAAAUUCACAUCCAAAUGUGGUGAAACUUGUUGGGUACCACCGUGAAUGGGGAUUGGCUACCCCAUAUAUUAUGGAAUUGAACCGAAAUACUGCAUGACGGAACUCAUCAGAUGCCUUUGAGUGGGAACAUUGAAUGAAAUUGGCUACUAAAAUUGGAAGCUUGUUGAAGCUAUUUCAUUUCAAAGGAAUUUGUGCAUGGGGGUCUUGCCCCCGGCUGCAUUCUUCUUGAUGAGGUGAGUCUUGAGUUUUAGCAACACGAAUGCGGCUUUUGGAUAUCAGUUGCUAUAGGCCGAGACAGUGAAAUGAUUUGCAGAGUAAAUUGUUCAUCAGCAAGGUCAGGCCGGUUACUCAUUUGGGUAUUACUGAUUCCAGACCCUAACAGCAUUGCAACCAAUCACUUGAACUUCGAAUAUAUGAAAUGUACUAUCGGUACACUUUCAAUUUCAGUGGCGUCAAUUGUACCGCAUUGACCCACAAGAAAUCAUAAGGUCAUGACAUACUCCGUAAUUAAUACUCCAGCAGUCAAAGUCAAUCUUCCACUCUUGUUCUUGAUACUCAAUAGGAGAGAGACAGCCUCCUUGAAGUUGCUUGUUGCCCAAUUGUAUUCCGGUCCGAGGAUGAAUUGAUGACGGAGGAUGGAUAAUACAUUCCAUGCUGUCUUAUAGCCAGGAUUCUUGUUUUUGUUUCCCAUAAGACAAGAGUGACCUACUUUAAUGGUGACAUCAUCACCCUAAUUGCGUCUUUCAGUUGUGCCAAAUGUUGUGCUGCCUUUGUUUUUUUAGUGGUAAAGAGUUUCACGAAUUCCUCAAAUAUGGAUGAAUUCAUUGUCUCUGUCGGAAACUCUAGAGCACUAAGGACCGUGCAUUAUUGCACGUUUAGAGGUGGACAACCAUUGGAUUUGCCUGAAGGGCAUUAUGUGGUGAAGAGUUAUUGUUCACAAUGCAUAUAUUCCACAAAUUAUUUCAUAACAAAGAUGCACUACUUGGUUUACUUCCGUGGCAACAAGUUUGUGGAGAUGGGUGAGAAGAUAUGGAUUUGUGAUCUUACAACACUAUCCGAAGCCAACGAUUGGAAUAUACAAAGGAGGGGUUCAAGGCCCAAUUACAAGAAAUGAACAAAGAAGUACCAUCAAGAGGCCCAACUCCAAAAAGUGGAAAAAGAUGCAUCUGUCAGGGCCAUGCUAGGCAGACUGAAAUUCAACUUUUGCUGUGUGUUAGGGAAAGGCAAACAGUGGUGAAGGACCUUCCAAGUAAAAAGUCUAGGUUUUG
Cuscuta campestris is the source of this 1360-nucleotide messenger RNA. NCBI's taxonomy places the organism in Eukaryota, Viridiplantae, Streptophyta, Magnoliopsida, Solanales, Convolvulaceae. The record is from the annotation of a GenBank genome assembly.